Clarias gariepinus (North African catfish) is the source of this 1611-nucleotide messenger RNA. RefSeq lists its product as uncharacterized. The coding region runs from base 122 to 679 and encodes 185 amino acids. The transcript has 6 exons. The record is from RefSeq and is a predicted model, not a curated record. NCBI's taxonomy places the organism in Eukaryota, Metazoa, Chordata, Actinopteri, Siluriformes, Clariidae.
GAGAGUAAGACUACAGUGAAUUAAGGCUGUGACGUUUGACUUUAAUGCCCGACAGCUGGGUUGGUUACGGGACUGCAGGGCGCCGCUGAGGUCGUGCUUUAGGCGGACGCGCGCUGGCACGAUGCAGAAGGAGCGCAGGAAGCUCUACGGCUCCGUGGAGGACGCGCGCAGAACAGAUGAAGACAGCAUUGUGUCCAUGGCAGACUCCACCAUCACUGUGGACGAUAUCGAAGGAGAGCUGUUCAAAAUCGAGAGGAUACGAGAUGUGCUUGUGCGGAGAGAGUCUGAGCUGAGAUACAUGAUGGAUGAUAUUCAACUAUGUAAAGAGAUCACAAGGCUUAAAAAAGAACUGCAGAAAUUGGUGUCGAUUCCAGAUAGAGACAAGUCCAGUGAAGACCGGCAGCGUGAGGAUGAGCUUUUGCAGCAGAUCCAUAAACUGGUGGAGACUCGGGACUUCCUGGUGGAUGAUGUGGAGUUCGAAAGACUGAGGGAGCAAGAGGAGGACAAAGAGAUGGCGGAGUUCUUACGUGCAAAAUUUCCAACAAGCGCUACCAAGAAAAGCUCCACUCAGAAGAAAAGAAUGACCUCUAGGGCCCAGCAGGUCUCCUCUCCACAAGUGACCAAGGCUGGCCUUACUCUGCUUAAAGAAUGCUGUGGUUUUACCUGUUCUGUCAUGUAGAAUAAGAGAUAAUGAGAAUGACUAAGAAUGAGAUAAAAAUAAAUAAAUAAAUAAAAUAUGGUGACACUUUGCAAGGGACUAAGAAAGAGGUAUCUGUAGACAAGAGGCUUUUUACACAAGAAGAUAUUUUAUGAGGUACUGAGGACCGGUCUCAUUAUUGAUGUGCAAAUUUAGGAAGUAAUUUUUAAAUAAAUAACAAGAUAAACUUUAUGCAAUGUGGUGCGGGUGAAAUUAUUGUAAUUAUGAAUAGUUUCGUGUCUGUCUUGUUCCCGCUAAGGAAGUGUACAAAGAUUAAAACCGUUUAGUAAUUGAUCAUUUAAAUUUAUAUCACCCCCCCCCCCCUUUCGUUGUCUAAGUUGCAUCAGCUGUUUACUCUAUUAUGUUUGUCAGUGCAUGCUUGGUGUAGAACCUGAAUACAGCUCUAGUUCACUUCAGUGUACAUGACUGACAUGCCGGUGUGCCUGAGAGACUACAGAAAGAGAUUACAUUACACACUAACCGGGCUGAAUAAAAACAAAUAGAUAGAUGGACUCCACACUAAGGAGGAGUAAACAGAACCAAGAACAACAGCUAACCAGGGUUUGAUUGUAUUUGUGUGCCGUUAUUUGCUACAUGCCUGAAGUUCAAGUCCAGGUCACAUCCAUGCUGAAAAAACGAUAAGUUGUUUAUAAUUCACUGUAAUAGGCUAAACGAUCCAUAUUUUGAAUAAAAUGUUCUGUACAGAUGUAAUUAAAAAAGCAGGCUGAAUUAAAUAUGUGAAACAUUUGCUUUGCUUGUGGCUGAGUAGUUUCAACUUUUCGUCAUGUUUAUAUGUGAAGUGUGCUCUCUUUUAGCUGCAACAUCUUUAACUCCGUUAACAGUUUGUAAAGUUUGAUGUUCAUGUAAAUGUCACUAAAUGAAAUUUUAAAUAAACUAAACAAAUGAGUCUUGCA